AUGAAAAGUGCACAGAAGAUGCCUAUCAAAUGGAUGGCGCCCGAGAGCAUUCUAACGUUCACCUUCACCCAAAAGACGGAUGUUUACACGUUUGGGGUCCUAACCUACGAAAUAUUUGCUGCAAUUGGUCCAUAUGACGAUCUGAGAAACAGUGUUGUAAAAAAGAUGAUAGUGGCGGAUUUGGAAGCGCUAGCAACAGGGAUGCAGAUCAGUGAAGGAAAAACUACGGCGACGAUUGAAAUAGAUGUGGCAGCCAAGCCCAAGGAUGAAUCUAAGAAGCCAGAUACCGGCAAAUCUCCCGAAAGUAAAACGAAAGAGGUGCAGUCUGCAGAAUCCAAAAAGGCUAAGGAAGUAGUUGCACCUCUUAGUAAGGAAACUGCAAAGAAGAGUGAGAAGGAAAUCCCAUCGUCUUGUUCUUCGAAAGGAGUGAGCCCUGCUAUGAAGAGUCCGAAAGAACCCGUGAAAAAAGACGGAGCAACGGCUGAAUUGACUAUCACACAAAUCGAUAUUGAUUCACGCCGGGAGAAGGACGAUUUCAAGGAUGUAGAAAUUAGAACAAAGCCAAGCGGUCGAAGAGGUGAUUGGUGA
Molecule: messenger RNA, 588 nt
Organism: Cooperia oncophora
Lineage: Eukaryota; Metazoa; Nematoda; Chromadorea; Rhabditida; Trichostrongylidae
Source: the annotation of a GenBank genome assembly